Molecule: messenger RNA, 1321 nt
Organism: Colletotrichum scovillei
Lineage: Eukaryota; Fungi; Ascomycota; Sordariomycetes; Glomerellales; Glomerellaceae
Exons: 2
Coding region: 186-899 (237 amino acids)
Source: RefSeq, a predicted model, not a curated record
CUCCAUCUACACCUUUUGCAUCCGUACCUUACGUAGCUACCUACCUAGGCUUCUACAAAUCUGUCUUCAUCGGCUGAGCUUUAACACUUAGACCAGGUGUUUGCGCCUUUACCAGCUACGACAUCAUUACAAAACACCAGCAAUCCGUUACAGCUCAUCGCGCAUUUGACAACAUCCAUACCAAAAUGGCAGAACCUCGAGGCGCGGCCGCUCGUCUGCGGCGCACAUUCCACUAUCCCACAGACGACGACUCGGCAGACUCACAGCCAGAAGCCAUGGACGAAGAGGAGCAAGAAACCCUCAUCCGCCGCCUCGCAGAAGACAACGCAACCCGCAACGCCCAGUUCGCAACCGCCCUCCUCGCCCUCCCCCUCCUAACAACGAUCCCCUACCUCAUAAACCUAGCCCGCCUCUCCGCCCCGCUCACCUCCCUCCUCUCUCUGACAUCCCUCCUCUCGACCGCCUACCUCCUCCACACCCAACCCCCAGGCGCGACCGGAAUCCCCUGGCUCGACGCCUGGUCCCGACCAAAAACCCCGCGCCCCAGCCCGGCCUCCUCGCUCGAGUCCUCGACCUCGUCCGUCUCCGGCGGCCCGUCGUCCUACCAACCCAUCCAGACGACGCAGAGGAGACGCAGGCGGAGCUCCUUCUCCUUUGCAGAGGAGCAAAAAGGCCCACUGGAGCUGUAUCUGCCGUACCUUAACCUCGGACUCUGCGGUAUGCUCAUCCUGGCGGGGUUGGCGACGAAGUCGAGCGAGAAGGCUUCGUUUGGCCACGUGGGGCUGGGGAACUUGCCUGCUAUAGUGUACGUCGUUGUUCUGAUCGCAAAGGUGGUCAUGGGCAGCGUCGAUCCGGAAAAGGAGUUGGCUGCGCUCAAGUAUGGUUUCAAAGGCGCGUGACGCUUAUGACUCGAGGGAAGAUUAGCUACGUGGCGGCGGGGGAUCUGUAUUAUUCUUUUGUUUUACUACGAAUACCACGGGACCAGAUGGAGUUAACCUUACGACUUAUGCCGGAAUGACGAUAUAACUAUGAUGCAGCGAGCGCGAAAAAGGAAUGUCCAGAGGUCAGGCUGUCAAGAAUCGAGAUUGAAAAAAGGUGCACACACAAGUCUAUUUACUUUUGCUGACACGUAAUUACAUCAAUCUACUACACAUCUAUGGAUUCGUUGAAGCGCAAGACACCGUGACUUUUCAGGACACCGUCCACUCCCUUGGGUAGUCGCGGGAACGGAUCUGUCAGAGAAUUUGUCGACGACGGAUCCAGUGACUUGUCUGUGACCAGCGCAAGACCGUGUGACUUGAUGGCGUCCACCAGGGCCGGG